Molecule: messenger RNA, 4160 nt
Organism: Boleophthalmus pectinirostris (great blue-spotted mudskipper)
Lineage: Eukaryota; Metazoa; Chordata; Actinopteri; Gobiiformes; Gobiidae
Product: dynactin subunit 1-like
Exons: 31
Coding region: 49-3978 (1309 amino acids)
Biological process (GO): establishment of mitotic spindle orientation; nuclear migration
Cellular component (GO): axon; spindle pole; microtubule associated complex
Source: RefSeq, a predicted model, not a curated record
GCGGAAGUGGCUGGCAACAAGCGGCUAGCGGCUAAAGGCUACCGGCUGAUGCUAGUCCAGAAUCAAAACAAGGAGUGGUUUUCUUUUAUUUCCCUUUCAUUAACCCACCUAAAUCGGUUCUUUUUUAUACGACAGCUGACCAGCCCACUGAUCAGCAAAAUGAGCAGCGGGGGAACAGUGGAGAGCAGUAAGCCUCCCAAGAUCGGCUCUAUCGUUGAGGUGACGGGGAAGGGCCAGCGGGGGACCGUAGCCUACAUUGGGGCCACGCUGUUUGCCACAGGGAAGUGGGUGGGAGUGAUCCUGGACGAGCCCAAAGGCAAGAAUGACGGAACAGUUCAGGGCAAGCGCUACUUUACCUGUGAGGAGAACCAUGGCAUCUUCGUCAGGCAGUCCCAGAUCCAAGUGGUUGAAGAUGGUUCCAGUGCCACGUCCCCAGACACCUCUGACUCAAGCUCCUCUAAGAUCCCCAGACAGAGGGCUGAAAAAGAUGUUCCAGAAACUCCCAGGACAAUCAAGCAGACCCCUGCAGGACUUAAGAAGCCCUCUACUACUACACCUACUACCUCUGCCCGUCGCUCUACAAAGCUGAGCACCUCCCGCCUGGCCCCAGCCUCCUCCCUGCCCUCCCUCCUGGUGCGCCCCACCGCCGGGAGAGCCAGCCUGUCGGCGUCCCGGGAGAGCCUGUCCUCCUCCCACUCGGAUAUCAGUGAGGCCGCACCGUCCGCCCCUGCACCUGCCGCACCUGCCACACCUGCCACCCCCGCCCCAGCCACCGCCGCUCCGGCCUCUGUACCAGCCACUCCCAGCAAGGAGGAGGAGAGCCUGCGUGCUCAGGUGAAGGACCUGGAGGAGAAGCUGGAGACUUUGAGGAUGAAGAGGAGCGAGGACAAGGCCAAACUCAAAGAGCUGGAGAAGCACAAAAUCCAACUGGAGCAGCUCCAGGAGUGGAAGAGCAAAAUGCAGGAGCAGCAGAGUGAGCUGCAGAGACAGCUCAAGGAGGCCAAGAGGGAAGCACGUGAGGCUCAGGAGGCAAAAGACCGCUACAUGGAGGAGAUGUCGGACACUGCAGACGCUAUAGAGAUGGCCACUCUGGACAAGGAGAUGGCUGAGGAGCGGGCCGAGUCUCUGCAAGUGGAGGUGGACACGCUCAAGGAGAAAGUGGAGGAACUGUCCAUGGACCUGGAGAUCCUGCGUCACGAGAUCUCAGAGAAAGGGUCAGAUGGAGCUGCGUCCAGUUACCACGUCAAACAGCUGGAGGAACAGAAUUCACGGCUGAAGGAGGCUCUGGUCAGGAUGCGAGACCUGUCUGCCUCAGAGAAGCAGGAGCACGUGAAGCUGCAGAAGCAGAUGGAGAAGAAGAAUAGUGAGCUGGAGACGUUCAGAGCCCAGAAGGACAAACUGAGCGAGGAGCUAAAGCAAGCUGAGGCCACCAUCGACGAGCUCAAAGAACAGGUGGAUGCAGCGCUGGGUUCAGAGGAGAUGGUGGAGACCCUGACUGAGAGGAACCUGGACCUGGAGGAGAAAGUGCGAGAGCUGAGGGAGACUGUCACAGACCUGGAAGCCAUCAACGAGAUGAACGACGAGCUGCAGGAGAACGCUCGUGAGACGGAGAUGGAGCUGAGGGAGCAGCUGGACUUGAACGUGUCCAAGGUGCGAGAGGCCGAUAAGAGGGUGGAGGCCGCCCAGGAGACUGUGGCCGACUACCAGCACACCAUCACCAAGUACAGGGAGCUGACCGCGCAGUUGCAGGAGGCUAACCGAGAGCUGGUCAGUCAGCAGAGCGCCAAUGCAGAGCAGGUGCAGCAGCCGCCCACAGAGCUCUUCGAUUUCAAGAUCAAGUUUGCAGAGACCAAGGCCUAUGCAAAGGCCAUAGAGAUGGAGCUGAGGAAGAUGGAGGUGUCUCAGCUGAACAGACAGGUAGUGCUUCUCACCUCCUUCAUGCCUGACUCGUUUGUGCGUCACGGAGGAGACCACGACUGCAUCCUGGUGCUGCUGCUCAUCCCCCGCCUCAUCUGUAAGGCGGAGCUGAUCAGUAAACAGGCUCAGGAGAAGUUUGAUCUGAAUGGGCCCCUAGUGCAGGGCCCGACGCUCAGGGGCCCUCCAGGAGAGCAGCGCAGCUUUGCCUCUGGUCUGGUGUACUCUCUGAGCUUGCUGCAGGCCACACUGCACCGUUACGAACAGGCCCUGGGCUCCUGCUCGGUGGAGGUGUUCAAGCGCAUGGGCACGCUCUACUCAGAGAUGAGCUUCCAUGAACGUUCUCUGGACUACUUCAUCGACCUGCUACACCGAGACCAGCUGGACGAGACCGUGCAGGUUGAGCCCCUCACUAAGGCCAUCAAGUACUACCAGCAACUGUACAGCGUGCACCUGUCUGAGCUGAGUGAGGACUGCACGGUGCAGCUGUCCGACCACAUAAAGUUCACAGGCAGCGCUCUGGACUGCAUGGCGGUGGAAGUGGCCCGUCUCAGGGCCUUCCUCUCCGGGGGACAGGAGAGCUCGGGGCUGGCUGUGCUGCUCAAAGAUCUGGACACAUCCUGCUCUGACAUCAGGCAGUUCUGUAAGAAGAUCCGCAGACGCAUGCCUGGAGCUGAUGUCCCGGGAGUCCCAGCGGCCCUCAGCUUUGGACCACAGGUGUCGGACACCCUGACGGAGUGCAGGCGUCAGCUGAGCCGGGUGCUGGCUGUGCUGCAGGAGGUGGCCGCAGCUGGAGCUCAGGUCAUGGCUCCUCUGGUAGAGAAUGAGGGUCUGAGCGCUGGUAAACUGGAAGACUUCCUCAUCAAGGCUGUGGAGCAGAUCUAUGGGUCUCAGGGUUUGAAUCCCAGUGAGUGUCUGCAGCAGUCCUGCACCUCCGUCAUCACCACCAUGAACAAGAUGGCCACCGCCAUGCAGGAGGGCGAGUACGACGCCGACCGGCCCGCUGCCAAGACUCCUCCGGUAGAGGUCCGUGCAGCCACAGUCCGAGCUGAGAUGACCGAUGCAGAGGGGCUGGGUGUUAAACUGGAGGACAGAGAGACCGUCAUCAAAGAGCUCAAGAAGUCCCUCAAGAUCAAGGGCGAGGAGCUGAGCGAGGCUAACGUUCGCCUGAGCCUCCUGGAAAAGAAGCUGGAUACUUCCACCAAAGACGCAGAUGAGAGAGUGGAAAAGAUCCAGACCAAACUGGAUGAGAACAUCGCUCUGCUGAAGAAAAAAGAGAAGGAGUUCGAGGAGACCAUGGACGCUCUGCAGGCUGACAUCGACCAGCUGGAGGCGGAGAAGACAGAGCUGAAGCAGAGGCUGAAUAACCAGUCCAAGAUGACCAUCGAGGGCCUGCGCGGAGGGCCCACAGCGGGCAUCGCCUCCAUCGUACAGGGCUCUGCUGCUGGCAUGUCUCCAGCUCUGUCCGGGCCCGUGCAGGUGGUGGACUCUCCUCUCCUCAGGCAGCAGGUGGAGGUUCAGAGACUCGGCAUCAAGCACCUCAAGAAUGAGAACAACAGACUCAAGGCAGAGAGGAUGCGGGCACAGCUGGCGUCUCUGCCCCCUCUGGUGCCCCCGAAGCUCCCAGUGAUGUCCAGAGAGCCCUCCACACCACCAGGGGGCCUCAGCACGGGCAUCUACCGGCGCACGGACCAGCUGCUGUCCACUUUGCUUAAGCUCAGUGCGGAGAUGAGGGUGGUGGACGUGACCGGCAAGACCUCUGUGAGUGCCAGUGCUCAGCUCCUGGAGCAGACGGCUCGACUGCAGAACCUUAGCGAUGCUCUGGACAAACUCAAGGGAGAGGUGUCAGAGCACGUUGUCUCCCAGAGACCUGGAGCCAAGGCAAACUCUGACUUUGCAACAUUCCCGCGCUCCUCAUUCGUCAAGGCUAAAGAGGAGGGACAGGAGGGCACGGUGCUGGUGGGCCGGGUGCAAAUCCCCUGCUCCAGAGGUCAAGAGCAGGUGCACAGGGUGGUCCUGAACCAGGGACAGCUACGACAGGUGCACCACCUGCUCAGCACCUGAACACUACAGCAGCAAUAACUAUUUAACAUAGAAUAUAGACCAAUGCCAAUGAAGUGUAGAGUGUGUAGCACUUGCAAUGUUUGUCAGUCUAUUCUACACAGUGUCAUGUAUGAGACCAGAUCUUUUGCAGAUGAUUCCACUUUGUAUUAGAUUAAAAAUAAAGCUUGAAUAUAUAUAUAUAA